Molecule: messenger RNA, 790 nt
Organism: Halteromyces radiatus
Lineage: Eukaryota; Fungi; Mucoromycota; Mucoromycetes; Mucorales; Cunninghamellaceae
Product: succinate dehydrogenase cytochrome b560 subunit
Exons: 5
Coding region: 168-716 (182 amino acids)
Biological process (GO): tricarboxylic acid cycle; mitochondrial electron transport, succinate to ubiquinone
Cellular component (GO): membrane
Molecular function (GO): succinate dehydrogenase activity; electron transfer activity
Source: RefSeq, a predicted model, not a curated record
UUUUUUUUUGUUAUUUGGUAGCCAGUUCAAAGUGGCGGGGGGUCCCUUACGCUUUUUUGUUUUUCCCUCCAUUCAAAGUGGGGUCAAUUUUUCUUUUUUUCUUUUCUUUUUAACUCUUUCAUUUUUAAACUACACUCUCCCCACUCUUCCUUCUUUUUUUUUUAAUCAUGUUGGCAACUCGUUCCAUUCUCAAGACUGUAGCUCAAAAUCACACUGCUUCCAAGGUUGUUUUCAAGAACAUUGCUGCUGCUCCUAUGGGUGUGAGACACUUCAACGUUUCACCUAUCAGCAAAGCUCAAUCACCUGAUGCCGAAUCUGAACUCUUACGCCAACAACGUAAAGUACGACCUGUUUCUCCUCACUUGACGAUCUAUCAACCCCAACUUACCUGGUAUAUGUCUGGUUUACACAGAGUCACUGGUGCCGCUGUGGGUGGUGCUUUCUACUUGGCUGCUAUGGGUUACCUUGCCGCUCCUUCUCUUGGUAUUACUGUUGAUACUGCUAGUAUGGUCUCUGCUGCUGCCGCUGCCCCUGUUGCUGCUAAGGUCCUCGCUAAGGUUACCGUUGCCACUCCUUUUGUUUUCCACUGCUUGAAUGGCAUUAGACAUUUGGCAUGGGAUGCCACCAAGUUUCUCAAUAUCAAGGAUGUAUACAAGACUGGUUACGCUGUUAUCGGUGGAACUGUUGUUGGUACUUUGUAUUUAGCUAGUUUAUAAUCAUAGCUUUAUGAUUCUUUUUAUUUUAUGUUUGUUACUGAAGAAUAAAUAAAUAUAUAUAUAUAUAUAUAUAU